Messenger RNA from Colletes gigas, 445 nucleotides. RefSeq names its product MIEF1 upstream open reading frame protein. NCBI's taxonomy places the organism in Eukaryota, Metazoa, Arthropoda, Insecta, Hymenoptera, Colletidae. The transcript has 2 exons. The record is from RefSeq and is a predicted model, not a curated record. Bases 131 to 325 code for a protein of 64 amino acids.
CCCGACGGUGCUUUUCUGGCAUCUCUGCUGGCAACGAUCGAUUUAGGUGCCUUACGUUAUUAAUAAUUUAGGAUAAUGUUAAUUAAUAACGGGCUAUAAAAACAUUUCAACUUUAUUACAAAAAUACAAAAUGAGACAAAUAGUUUUAAAACUGUACAAAGAUCUAUUGCGUUACGGAGAAAAUUUAAAGUACACGGAAACGAAGUAUUUUAAGAACAGAAUUCGUAGAGGUUUUAAAGAAAAUAAACGCUUGACUGACGAAGCAGAGAUUGAUUUUCAAUUACAGAAAGGACAGAAGAUUUUGCAGGAUCAACGAGUCAUAUAAAUAAUUUUGUUAUAAUUAAAUUAAAUACAUAAUUAUAUGAAAAUUGCAGCUAUGCUGAAGUCCUUAUCAAAUAAAAAUUAUUUUUCUCAAUCAUUGGCUAGAUAUGUAUUCUUAUUGGUU